Molecule: messenger RNA, 1241 nt
Organism: Drosophila busckii
Lineage: Eukaryota; Metazoa; Arthropoda; Insecta; Diptera; Drosophilidae
Gene: mRpS31
Product: 28S ribosomal protein S31, mitochondrial
Exons: 3
Coding region: 67-1218 (383 amino acids)
Cellular component (GO): mitochondrial small ribosomal subunit
Molecular function (GO): structural constituent of ribosome
Source: RefSeq, a predicted model, not a curated record
UUACGCGAGCGCAAGUUGCGUGAAAAGUCUUGUGUUUUUAAUAAUUAUUAAAAGGAAUUGUUUAAUAUGUUAACUUUGCGCAGCACACAGCGACUUUGCUUACGAGCAUUACUACCGGCCUGUUACAGAAACGUGGAUCAAGUUAAGUUCUUCAGCUCUUCUCAGUCCAAAGACGAUGAUGGUAGCUCCUCUUCCGAUGAUGAAAAACCAAAGAAGCGCACAAAAUCUGCAGAAGCAAACACAGAGACAGCGGCACAACGCUUGAACCGUCUACUGGGUAGUAUGCAGACACAAGCCAACGAUCAACUCUCGUCGGCGGAACUUCCACGACCUGGCGAUGCUAAUCGUCGGCGUAGAGAAGCUCUUAAGCAGGAGACGGCCAAUAACAAUGUUAUUACCGCUGCUAAGAAUAUUGCCAGCAUGUUGUCCACCGGCGAAAGCGAUAGAAAACAAACUGAAUCCGAGUUACUCGCUAAGUUGCUGGGACACAGUCCAGAAGGCACAGCUGCAUUAGACCAGGCUUCAGUGGACAAUGCAGCAGCUGCUGGAAGUGCAGACAAGGAACUCAACUUGAGUGAUUUAAUCGUGGGCAUGAAGAUCGAUCGUCGUCAGCAGCCGGAGUCAACGGAAUACUCCCGCGGCGAGUUUGUGCGUCGUACAUUGGCUUCCCGUGCUAAAUCUAAGCCAGGAGAACGCUCUACCCAGCGUCCUCAACGACAAAUUAAACGCGAGCCUGAACAAUUUACGGGCAGCGUCAAUUUGUAUGGUGGGGAGCCUUUGGGUAUCUUUACCAAAUCAGCUACUAAGCUAGUGGAGUCGCCGGACAUGUUAAAAACUUGGUCUACGCUAAAUCAACGUGAAUUACAAUUGCAUGCGGCGCAUCCGCCCGCUAAUUACUUUGAGCAAAUGGUACAAUGGACAUCUCAAGGCAAAGUCUGGCGUUUUCCCAUUGAUAAUGAGCAGGAUAUGGCAGAGGAGGCAAACGUAGACUUUUCAGAGCACAUCUUUUUGGAGCAGCAUUUAGAAGGUUGGUGUCCCAGCAGGGGACCCAUACGUCAUUUCAUGGAGCUGGUGUGCGUGGGUCUCUCAAAGAACCCAUAUGUCACAGCUCAAGAGAAGAAGGACCACAUACUGUGGUUCCGCGACUACUUUGACGACAAGAAGCACAUACUCAAAGAGCUGAUGACAAAAGAGAAUGUAAAGAGUGUGUCAGCCUAAUUAAAAUGAUUUGCAAUAAUAAA